AUGGCUAGCAACUUGAAUGGCGCGCAACCAAACUCGUCUCCUGGCGAUCAAAACCGCAUGAGCACCAAUUCUUCGACCGCAGAUACCUCCGCGACUGCAGUACCAGAGCUGACGGCCGUAAUCGAUGAUCUUCUAAACCAAUUAUCCAAUAAGUUCGCCGGUGCGUCGAGCGAGAUAUUUGCGAAGUUGGAUGAAAUGUCACGGCGCCUAGAUACCCUCGAGCAGAGUAUGCAAGCCAGUAACGAAAGUGCUGGAAGUCGAGACGGAAAGACUAGUCCAACGAAGUCGUGA
Messenger RNA from Glarea lozoyensis ATCC 20868, 291 nucleotides. RefSeq lists its product as uncharacterized. Bases 1 to 291 code for a protein of 96 amino acids. NCBI's taxonomy places the organism in Eukaryota, Fungi, Ascomycota, Leotiomycetes, Helotiales, Helotiaceae. The transcript is spliced from 3 exons. Gene Ontology annotation, cellular component: cytosol; nucleus. Gene Ontology annotation, biological process: cellular heat acclimation. Gene Ontology annotation, molecular function: transcription corepressor activity. The record is from RefSeq and is a predicted model, not a curated record.